Molecule: messenger RNA, 1005 nt
Organism: Phyllotreta striolata
Lineage: Eukaryota; Metazoa; Arthropoda; Insecta; Coleoptera; Chrysomelidae
Source: the annotation of a GenBank genome assembly
AUGAAUCCAUUCGUUUCGAACGGGACCAACUACAUCGACGAAAGUUUUUUUACAUCCGCACCGGUUUACGUUAACGGACAAAAUGUACUCGUAUCGCAAGAAAAGAACCGAAAACUACUGGAUACAGUCCGAACGGCCAUCGUCGGAAAUUUCCAAUUUCCCUACAACAACAACGCCCUGAACCCACCCAGUUUAUACAACGGCAACUACAUUAGAGCGGACAAACACUUUUUCCCGCCGUCCGGAGUCCUAUUCACCUUCCCGACUACUCACAGACACUCCUUCGGAAACGCUCCCCAACCGCACUAUUUUAACGUGCAAGACCAGUCGGCCCUCGGUUGGGGCCGCGAGCCAUCGGAACUGGCCCAAACGGGCGUACAUUUCCCCGGAUUCGACUACCAACAACUAUCCCGAAAUCCCUUCUACUACGACCAGUCGGGACAUCCCGCGCACAAAUUGAGAUUCCAUCUGGACACCACUACGUCUUGUUCCGAUUUAUUGGGAGAUAAUACACCGAUACACGGAGCUCAGAUUCCGUCCGAUUUCAACAACGUUUGCGGCAUAUCGGCGAGAAAUGUGCUCAACGCGGGCCGUCAAAAUGCAUGUACCAGUCACACGUCAGCUCAACAGCCCGGUGGAAGCGAAGAGAACAAGGGGGUGAGACAUUUGAGCCUUUGCAAACCGGCAACGCCGCCUAAAUGCCACGUUGCCGACGUGCUGGACCACAAACCGGCUACUAGAUGUAACGAAUCGAAUACCGAGCAACGACAGAUGGCCGAAAAGGCCGAGCAAACGGAUUUAGACGUCGACAGAGAGGAUAAAUCCGAUGAUAGAACGAAGAAAAUGCAGAAGAAGACGAAGAAGAAGCAGCAGAAGGAGACGAAUAGAAAGCGAGGCGAUUCUUCGAGCGAAGAGGAGAGCAAAUGCCCGCCGAGUUGCCGGUACAUGCAGAAGUACACGAAACGCAGGAAUAAGGAGCACGAAACGUCGGAUUCGGAUUGUUGA